Jaminaea rosea is the source of this 1668-nucleotide messenger RNA. RefSeq names its product glutamate decarboxylase. Lineage: Eukaryota; Fungi; Basidiomycota; Exobasidiomycetes; Microstromatales. The record is from RefSeq and is a predicted model, not a curated record. The transcript is spliced from 3 exons. Gene Ontology annotation, molecular function: glutamate decarboxylase activity; pyridoxal phosphate binding. Gene Ontology annotation, biological process: L-glutamate catabolic process. Gene Ontology annotation, cellular component: cytosol. The coding region runs from base 1 to 1668 and encodes 555 amino acids.
AUGCUCGCUCGCCAAGUCCACUCUGACCAGCUCUUGGAGCAGGCGCGCGACCACCCGCAUCUCAACAUCCUCGCCAAAGCAGGCGCAGCGUCUCGCGACUCGCACGCCAACAUCUUCGCCGGCCGCUACGAGACAGAGGGCAUCCCCAAGCACGAGCUUCCCCAGGACGGGCUUUCGGAGGAGGCAUCGUACCAUCUGCUUAACAAUGAGCUCGAGUUGGACGGUAAACCCGCCCUCAACCUGGCUUCCUUCGUGCACACCAGUCUGCCUGAGUGGGGAGAGCGACUGGUCAAGGACCACCAGUAUGUCAACAUCGUAGACCAGGACGAGUAUCCGCAGACGUUGGCUAUUCACGGAAGAUGCAUUUCGCAACUCGCGGCUCUCUGGCACGCUCCCAAGGAGAAGGACUCCAACGGCGAAUGGAAGCAGGCCUUUGGAACAGCCACUACCGGCUCAUCCGAGGCCAUCAUGCUCGGCGGUCUCGCUAUGAAGAAGCGCUGGCAGCAGAAGCGUCAAGCUGAGGGCAAGCCCUGGCGCGGUCUCGGCAACGUCGUCUACGGUAGCAAUGCUCAGGUAGCCAUCGAGAAGUUUGCCCGCUACUUUGACCUCGAGGAGCGCCUCGUCCCCGUGAGCAAGGAGAGUCACUACCGCAUGGACCCGAAGAAGGCGAUCGAGAUGGUCGACGAAGAGACUAUCGGUGUCAUCGUUAUCCUUGGAUCCACUUACACGGGCCACUACGAGCCCGUCGAGGAGAUGCACAGCCUCCUCGACGACCUGCAGAAGCGCACCGGCCUCGAUGUACCUAUCCACGUCGACGGUGCCUCGGGAGGAAUGGUCGCUCCCUUCGCUCACCCGAACCUCAAGUGGGACUUCCAGCUUCCUCGAGUCGUGUCGAUCAACACGUCAGGCCACAAGUUCGGCAUGACGCAAGUUGGACUGGGCUGGGUGAUCUUCCGCAGUCCGGAUGUAGUGCCCAAGGAGCUCGUCUUUGAGCUUCAUUACCUCGGGUCAGUCGAGUAUUCCUUCGGUCUCAACUUCUCCCGACCCGCCGCUCCUGUGCUGGCACAGGCGUUCCGUUUCCUUUCCUUGGGCUUCAACGGGUACAAGGACGUAAUGGACUUCGACCUCAAGAACGCGCGCCUGCUCUCUCGCGCCCUCGAGCUGUCGGGCAAGUACGAGGUCCUUUCGGACAUCCAUCGACCAGCGAGCAAGGUCGCCGCGGCAGGCACGGCCGUAGGUGCAUUGGACGACGAUGAUGCCGAAAACUACGAGGCGGGCCUGCCCGUCGUUGCUUUCAGGUUCAGCGAGGACUUCCGUCAGAAGCACCCGCACAUCCAGCAGAAGUGGAUCCAGACUUUGCUGCGCGUCGAGGGGCUCAUUGUGCCCAACUAUAACCUCUCUCCGGACGCAAGCGACGUUGAAGUGCUCCGCGUUGUGGUCCGCGAGACGGUCACUGAGCAGCUGGUCGAGCUUCUGUUCACAAAGAUCAUGGAAAAGACGGAGCAGCUUGAGAAGACGGACAGCCCUGAGGCUGGGCUGGCUUUGCUGGGCGCCCAUGCUAAAGCGAACCAGGCAGAGCAUAAGAAGAAGGCGCAUCAUCAGGGUAAGCAUGCCCAUCGCCCUACAGGACACGGGGUGAAAGCUACGGGCUACAGCAAGCAGUGCUAG